Molecule: messenger RNA, 1817 nt
Organism: Anneissia japonica
Lineage: Eukaryota; Metazoa; Echinodermata; Crinoidea; Comatulida; Comatulidae
Product: leucine-rich repeat-containing protein 42-like
Exons: 7
Coding region: 377-1666 (429 amino acids)
Source: RefSeq, a predicted model, not a curated record
UCAUACUCAGAACAGGGAGAUGUAAAAACGACCCGGAUUUGGGCGGAGUUGACUUUGGGUCGAGUUGACCUGCUUCCGCCUAGAAUUACUAAAAUAAGGCAGGGAGUUUUGAUUUUUGGUCAUGUACCGUACUAAGUCUAUGGAUUAUGAUCUCUGUCAUUGUCUAGAAUGGGGACUGGUGGACAUUAAAAUUGGAAAACUGGAAAUAUACUCCAGACAAGACCUCGCGCUGUGUUGUUGUUCAGCCAGCAUCACUGUCACUUUAAAGCCUAUAACCAUGCUGUAACCAACCAAAGCGAUGGUCCUCCAUGGUGUACUUUAAUGGAUUUGCAUUGCUGCCAAUUCUUGACCAAAAUCACAUCAUUGCUGAAACAAGAUGCCACCUCAAAAACUCCUUGAUUUAUGUUUGGAUUUUGUUUCACAAAAUGUCCAACAUGUUGAAAGUUUUGAGUACAUCCCAGAUGUUGUCGGAAAACAGAUCUUCAAACGAAUAAUUCAGCUGGAAAAGUCAGGAAAAGCAUAUUGCAUAGGAACCAAAUCACUGAAGUUGUUGGUGAGCACCUAUGGAACAGAUUUACUCACUUCAUUGAGUCUGGUUAAUCAGAGAGAUGUUCUUGAUAAGUAUUCUGAGAAGUUUGAUGUUUUGCUGGAUUGUGACGGACUUGUGUCAUUGGACUUUGGAAACUGCUGCUUAAAUGAUGAACAUCCGAUUUUGAAAGUAAUUGCAAGGAUGAAAAGAUUAAAGAAUUUAGGACUAUCAUACAAUUUGAUAAGCAGAGCUGGAAUAAGAUGUCUUACAACACCUGUUCGUAUGUUGAAAGAUGGACCGGUUGAUUUAGCAUCCCUCCAACUAGCAGGUAACCUUCAGAUUAAUGAUUCCAGCAUCCGGUACCUGUUAGCAUUUAAACAACUCAAGUUCCUGGACGUGUCAGAUAAUUUUAUUUCGAAUGAAGGAGUGAUGUCUCUUUGUGAGAGCUUGCAUCUAACAUUCAUGGCAGAUGAUAGAAAAUUUGUUGAAAUUAGCACAAGCGGAUGGGCUUCACCUCUAGUCCAUAUAUGGCUACAAGAGAAGCCACAGCCAACAGCACAACUUAUACAUUUUUAUGGAGAUGUUUAUUCCAAGAAGGUUAAAAGAAAUCCACAAACGCAAGUCUCAAGAAACAUUAGGCUAAUUGCAAGUAGUUUUAACAAAGCAGACUCCAACAUGUUGGACUCUGUUAGUGGUAAAUUACACACUUAUCAGCCAUGUCUACCACAUUCGAUAAAACUUGAUGAAAACUCUGAGAAGAGAGGUAUCAACAACGAUGAGGACUCUGAGGAUAAUGGAAGAAGAAAGAAGAGGAAAUUGAAUGAACUGAACUCAGUCUCACUGCCGCAUAAGCAUCAAUCUGGUUUUCGACGUGCUUUUAACAAAACUUUGAAGGAAAAAACAAAAGUAAAAAAUAAAAAUAUUAAGGUGCUUGUACCAAUGGCUGUAAAAAUGCAGAAGAUAAAAGAUGCUGCAAGUAGUAAUAGCACGCUGUUAUCAGCUCUUGAUUGUGCUGAGGAUGAAUCAUGUGAACAGAGUAUAAAGGGAGACUACAAUAAAAAUAAAGAGACAACUAAUACACCAACCAAUCAGUUGAAACCUCUACCAAUUAAAAAAUUUAAACUUAAAAAAAGAUGAAGAAGACUGUCAGUCUGUCUGCUGUACAGCUUAUAGUAAAAAGACAAUUUAAAAAUAUUUGGGUCGGUUAAAUUGUUCAUAAAGUUAAUUAUUUGUAUUUUAGUACCUCAGUUGAAUAUUUGAAAAUGUAUUAAAAUACUGUAUACUGCAA